AAUGAUGCUUUUCACGGUCAGAAUGCUGAUUUUCUUUUUCUUUUUCGGUGGAGAAGGAGGAGUUUAAAAAGAAAAGUACAAAGUGAGGCUGACAUUUCUGCAAACCCUGGCCUUGUUUGUGUUGCAACUCAACAUGCAUGGGCUUGUACCUGUGGGUCUUGUCAGGGCUCCUGUUGAGGAUGUCGUGGCAUGGGGAGAGUCACUGGAGCAGCUUCUGGAGUGUAAAACCGGCCAUCUGGUGUUUGAGGACUUCUUGAGGACAGAAUACAGCGAGGAGAACCUUCUAUUUUGGCUGGCUUGCCAGGAAUACAAGAAAAUUACCAGCAAGGCAGAAAUGAUUCUCGCUGCCAAAAGGAUCUACACAGAGUUUGUCCAAGUUGAUGCACCACGACAGAUAAACAUUGACUGCGUGACCAGAGAGGAAAUCAGUGGAAAUCUCUCACAGUCGGGGCCGAAUUGUUUCGACAGGGCGCAGAGACUGAUAUAUGCUCUGAUGGAAAACGACUGUUAUCCACGAUUUCUGAAAUCAGAAAUCUACCAAGCUCUCCUGGAACAGCAAUGAAAGCAGCGUGGAGGGGGAGACGCUCGCCUGACGUCUCCCUGAGUGAUUGAUUCUGCCCUUCAGCUGACUCUCCUAAGGAUCCCGGUUUAAACAAAGAAAGGCUAGUCUGUCUGGGAAAGUGAAAGGAGUUACAGAGCCGUAGGUGAGGAGACUGGCAGGAUGUAAGAGCAAAACACAAUCUAAAUUAUGUAUUUAGUCGCUUUUGAAGUCUAGUUUUAUUUGGAUUGCUUUUGUAUUGCACAAAAAGGACUGCAAUUCAGACAACAGACUGAAAAAGAACAGGCUCUGAAAUGUUGAUGUUUGCUUAUAAAAACAAGCAUCAAGAGUAAAAUGAGUGAGUGUAAGCACAACAUUAAGUGUCAUUAAAUUAAUACUAAUCAAAGCUGUCUGAAGGGUUCAUUUGCAAAUCUCUACCUGCUGUUUGUCCUUUAAGGAAAGCUGAUGGAUAGUGUUUGUUUCAGUUUAAAUGAAAUAUGAUUAUAUUCAAAGACUGAGUCCACCCUCUCCAUCUAUUUAACAUUAACAAACAACACUCUAUGUGCUGGUGGAGAAUCCAAAAUCCUGUAAUCUGUUUGCAUUUCUGAACAAUCAAUUAUUUGCAGUGUGUUUAGUCUGUGGCCAACCACCCAUGUAAUUGUGUUUUUGUUUGAAAAAACUCACAUUAAACUACAUUACCUGCAACUUGAAGCUCCUCACA
This is a messenger RNA of Notolabrus celidotus (New Zealand spotty), 1259 nucleotides long. RefSeq names its product regulator of G-protein signaling 8-like. The coding region runs from base 134 to 562 and encodes 142 amino acids. The record is from RefSeq and is a predicted model, not a curated record. NCBI's taxonomy places the organism in Eukaryota, Metazoa, Chordata, Actinopteri, Labriformes, Labridae. The transcript has 4 exons.